Messenger RNA from Python bivittatus (Burmese python), 6441 nucleotides. Lineage: Eukaryota; Metazoa; Chordata; Lepidosauria; Squamata; Pythonidae. The record is from RefSeq and is a predicted model, not a curated record.
GCUCUCGAUGAUGAUAUCCCAGAAGAAAAGCAACACUAUCAAUUUCAACUUGCUAGUAUUAGUGAUGGCGGAAUCAUAGAUGAGGCUGCCAAAACAGCAAAUAUCACUAUGGCUGCUAGUGAUUUGCCGUAUGGACAGUUCGCAUUUUCUCAAGAAGUACUGCAAAUGACAGAAAAAGAAAAAUGGGCUAACAUCACAGUUGUCCGUUCUCAUGGAUAUUACAAGCAAAUUCAUCUUUUGUAUAAGACACUGAACGGUACUGCAGUGGAAGGCUCAGACUUUGGUGUGACUUCAGGAGAGCUUAUUUUCAAACCCACUGAAACUGUUAAAAUCAUUUAUGUUGAAAUCUAUGAUGAUGAUCUUCCGGAAGGUCCUGAGGAUUUUUCAAUAGUAAUUACAAAAGUGGAAUUACUGGGAAGUGAAUUUGAUUUUACAAUAAAAGAAAAUGGAUUGCAAGUUGACCAGCCCCCUGAGAUAGGAAAUGUUUCAGUAAUAAGAAUCAUUAUAUCAAAAAGUGACAAUGCAGAAGGCAUCAUUGAAUUUGAUCCCUCCUAUACAAGUCUAGAAGUGGAAGAAGAUGUUGGGAGGAUAAUGAUUCCAGUAUUUCGAAGGCUAGGGAAUUAUGGUUUUGUGACAGCAGAUUUCAUAUCUAGAAGUAUUUCAGCUCUUCCUGAUGGUGUUGACUAUAAUAUUACAAAUAAUUCAGUUGUUUUUCAUCAUGGCCAAACUCAGAGUUUUAUCAGUAUCUUAAUCAUGGAUGAUGAAGAAAGAGAAUAUGCUGAGCAGUUUGAAAUCCAGCUAAUAGGUGCCAGUGGGGGAGCGGUCCUUGGACUUCACCUGGUUACCCAAAUAACGAUUACUAAGAAUGACUCUCCACAUGGGAUUGUCCGUUUCCUCAAUGAAAGCCAAAUCAUUCUCCCCAAUCCUAACAUCUCAUUAGCACUAUCCUUGGUACUUGAAAGAACUGGAGAAUUGAUAGGAGAGUCUCAGAUUAAUUGGGACAUUUUAGGACCGAAUUCAGAGGUAAUUUUACCUCCUCGGAAUAGUGACAUUGGUGACCCAGUAAAUGGAUCAUUUUAUUUUGCGGAAACAGAAGGCGGUUUGCGAUAUAUCAUCUUGGAAAUUUAUCCUCAUGAAGAAGUUGAAGUUCAAGAGACCUACAUUAUUAGGUUGUGUGUUGUAAGGGGAGAAACAGAACUAGAUCCCAAGGCUGCCAAUGUAACAGUAAAAAUUUUAAAGUUUGGUGAUCCCAAUGGGAUUGUGCAGUUUGUUCCUGAAUCCUUAUCUCCAAAGCAUUUUGAGGAACCAUCAACAUCUGAAGGUCCAUUAAGUAUUGUACUUUCCAUAAAGCGAAUUCAAGGCAUUAUGGGGAACAUCACGAUUUACUGGAAAUUAAGUAGUGAUUCCGAUACUACCAAUGAUUUCAUAACUACGAGCGGUUCUGUUCUAAUUCCUGAUCUACAAAGGACAUCAGACAUUGUGAUUUCCUUGUUGCCUGAUGAUGUUCCUGAAGUAGAUGAGCUUUAUGAGGUGCAGCUUACUUCAGUGGAAGGAGGAGCUGAUUUGGAUCUGGAGAAAAGCAUUUCUAGAUUCACUGUGGUUGCAAAUGAUGAUCCAUAUGGUGUAUUUGCCUUGUAUGGUGAAAAACAGUCAGUACUGGUGAAGAAAGAUCUCAGCCGGCACAUCCAGAUUAAUAUUUCUCGGCAUGCAGGGACUUUUGCAGAUGUAAUUGUAGAGUACCAAAUUUCAUCUUUCGAUGAAGAAAAAGUAGUCACACCAGCCAACACAGUGGGACAGCUAUACAUUAAAGCAGGUUCCAGUUUUGGAUUGAAAACAGUGCCAAUAUGCACCCAGGUAUUUAUUUCCUUUGGCAUGAAUUUGACGCUGGAACUGAUCAAUGUAACGUUAGUUAAUAUUAGUGCCAAUAUUGUGCCUAAAAUAUUAGAGACAGCCAGGUUGGUCUCUUUUCCAGUUCCCAGAGAAGCUGCCAAUUCUCAGGUUGCCUUUGAUUCUGUUAUCUUACGACUUAUAAAUAUUACAGCAGGAACAACGGAAGCUCUUAUAAUUCGUAAAGGAAUAUAUGGCUCCAUUACAGUAAUUUGGAGUUCUGGAUAUCCACCAGGUCUUAUUCCAAUGUUCCUUCACCAAGGCAAUAUUAUACCACCUUCUGGCACAGUUACUUUUUCCCAUGGUGAACAAAACAAAACAAUUUUAUUGCAAGUCAUUCCAAAUGCAAGCAGUCCUGAGGUGUUUGCUGUACAUCUGGCAGCUGUGCAGAGUAACGCAUCUGGUGGGGCUCGUCUGAGAUCAGAUUUCCUUAUUGCUGAGAUUGAGCCAAUGGGAGUCUUUCAGUUUGCUCCUAGCUCAAGGAACAUUUUAGUGAGGGAAGAUGUACAAACAGUCAGAUUAUAUGUACAGAGACUGUUUGGUUACCAAAGCAACCUCACAAAGGUGUUCUAUCAGACCACUGCAGGAAGUGCCAAAUCACUAGAAGACUUUGAACCUGCUCAUGAUGGAGAACUUGUUUUUGGAUUCCUUGAGAUUAACACUAUAUUGGAAAUCUUGAUAAUUGAUGACAGCAUUUCAGAAGAGGAUGAAAUAUUUUUUGUGAAUUUAACAUCUGUGAAUGUUUUAGAUAUCCAGAAAUUUAAUCCAACCUGGAAUCCACGUCUGAAUCCAGAAUUUAGCAUUGCAUCUGUUACCGUACUGGCCAGUGAUAUCCACUAUGGAAUUUUAAGUCUUGAACCAACUAUGAUUUACACUGAAGAAGACAGCAGAAACAUUACUUCCAGCACUGUUCUGAUUCAUAUCAGAAGGACUCAGGGGUUUGUGGGAAAUAUCUCAGUAAAUAUAAAAACAUUUGGGGGAAUAAAUGCUCAAAGUGGGGCAGAUACAUUCCCUUUUGAAAUUGUCCCUGUGGUUUCUAAUCUUACCUGGGCAGUCGAAGGGACAGACUUUGAAGAGAUGGCUCUGUCUGUCACAUUAUUGGAUGGGGAAAGAGAAAGCAAAGUAUCUGUCAGAAUUCUUGAUGAUGAUGAACCUGAAGGGGAAGAAUUUUUUUAUGUUGUCCUCUCUGAACCUCAAGGUGGAGCUCAGAUUACAAAAAGCAUGGAUGAAUAUGGGCUUAAAGGUUUUACCACAAUAAUUAUCAAAGGAAAUGAUCUUCAGAAUGGAAUUCUGGGAUUCAGUGAAGAAGCACAACAUGGCCUUGUGCUUGAUGAAGAUUCAGAAAAGAGGAAAAUAGAACUCAUUGUCACGCGACAGCCAAACAGGGCUUUUGAAGAUGUGAAAGUGUCUUGGCGUGUGACUUUUAAUCGAACAUCAGUUGUCCUGCAGACUAAUGGCACCGAUCUGGCAAAAGAACUGAUAGCUGUCAUAGGGAUUACCACUUGUAACGCUGGCCAAAUACAAUGCAUGGUUUAUAUUGAGAUCCGGCCUGAUAAUGUUGCUGAAUCUGAGACCUGUUUUUUUGUGGAACUCUAUGAAGUGGGAGAAGGAGCAGCUUUAAACAAGAGUGCCAGAUUUGCACACAUUAUAGUUCCAGAGAGUGAUUCUGCUCAGAAGGAUCUCAUCUCCUUUGCUGUGGGGUCUCGUCUGGCCGUGGCCCAUAUGAAGACCACUUCAAUUAGUCUCCAAGUGGUUAGAGAUUCUAGCACAGCACUUGCUAUCUCAGUUGGCUACAGAACUCAGGAGCUGUUGAGACCUGAAGCUCUUGGUCAUGUAAUCAUAUCACCUGCCAUUUCUGGACAAGAUUUUAUUGCAUCUGAAGGAAUGUUGUCUUUUGAAUCUGGACAGAGAAAUGCUCUUCUGAGUAUAACACUCAUCCCAAAGACUGGAUAUCUGAAUCUGUUUCCUAAACGUUUCCAAGUUAUGCUGUUCAAUCCUACAGGAGGUGCCAGAGUUGAUAGCAUCUAUGGUAUCGCCAACAUCACCAUUGUCUCUGAUUCAAACUCCCAAGCACUCUGGAGUCUUACAGAUCAGUUGUUCCAACCACUUGAUGAUACUAUUUUGAACACAAUCCUCCAGCAUUUAAAUAUCAAAGUAGUCACAGAAAGUACAGAAGAGCAACUUGCUGCUAUGAUGUAUAUCAUAGAUAAGGUAAUAUCUGAAGGAGAAAUACAGGGACUCACUGAUCAAAACAGAAAUCUUUUGUAUGAAAUCCUCUGUGCACUUGCUAACCCCAAACGCAAGGAUACUCGAGGCUACAGCUUCCUUGCUGAUAUUACUGAGAAAUUUGCUUUUUCUCUUCUUGUUGGUGUAAUGUGUGGCUCACAGGGUGAAAGAGGUAAAACCAUUCUUGACCAUUGCCCUUAUAUUGAAAUCACGUCCCAUCACUGGUAUCCACAACAAAUCAAUGGACAUAGAUUUGAUGGAAAAGAUGGGGAUUUCAUUAGAGUUCCUGACCAUUUGUUGGAAGUUCCUACUUCAUCUCAUUCUAAUGAUGCAACCUGUAGGUUCAUUCAAGUCACUGAAUAUAGUAGCCAGCAAUGGUUUAUAGCGGAUGGUAGAGGAAUUGCCCUAAAAAAUAAGGUUUUUUCAAUGAGCUUGCAGGGACAGAGUCCAGUUCAGCUAAAAGAUAAUAAUGAGGUCAUCUACCGGAUUUAUUCAACAGACAGCCAUAUCAUUCCUCAUAAGUCUUUGUGUCUUCUUUGGAAUCAGGUUGCUGAAAGCUGGCUGUCUAAUACUCAAUUCUGUAAGCUGAUGGAUGAUUCGUCCGAUUACGUGGAAUGCUCGUGUUCACACAUGUCAGUUUAUGCAGCCAGUGCACAGACAGACAGCUUCUCUUCUUACAAUGAAGCUUUCUUUUCUUCUGGUUUCAUCUGUAUUUCUGGCUUCAUCUUGGCUAUAUUUUCAUACCUCUUAUGUACGAGAACAUCAAUGUUUGCUGCUAAACUCCUUACUCAUAUGAUGGUUGCAUGUUUGGGUACUCAGAUAUCAUUUCUGGCUUCAGCUUACACAAGUCAGCAGCUCUCCGAAGAAAGUUGCUCCACUUUGGGUUCAGUCACCCACUACCUCUACCUUUGUCAGUUCAGCUGGAUGCUUAUUCAGGCUGUUAAUUUCUGGUAUAUCCUGGUGAUGAAUGAUGAACACACAGAACGGCGUUAUCUAAUUUUUUUUCUUCUGGGUUGGGGUCUUCCAGCCCUUGUUGUGAUACUAUUACUAAUUAUCCUGCGAGGAAUCUAUCAUCAUAACCUACCACAGAUUUAUGGCCUGAUUUACAAUGAUCUGUGCUUCAUUCCAAAUAUUUACGCAGCCCUUUUUACUGCUGCCCUGGUACCACUAGUAUGCCUGGUGGUAGUAUUUGUGGUAUUCAUCCACGUUUAUCAAGUGACACCUCAGUGGAAAGCUUAUGAUGAUGUAUUUAGAGGAAGAACCAAUGCAGCAGAGAUCCCAUUGGUUUUAUACUUAUUUGCCCUGAUUUCUAUGACAUGGCUAUGGGGAGGACUGCACAUGGCUUACAGGCAUCUAUGGAUGCUGGUCUUCUUCGUCAUUUUCAACAGUCUACAAGGACUUUAUGUCUUUGUGGUAUAUUUCAUUUUACAUAAUCAGCUCUGCUGCCCUGUAAAAGCAAGCUAUACAGUUGAAAUGAAUGGAAAUACUAGCUCUGGUUCUGCAUUUUUCACUCCUGGGAGUGGCAUGCCCCUGGCAGGGGAAGAGAUCAGCAAAUCUACUCAAAAUCUUAUUGCCGCUAUGGAAGAGAUGCCAGCAGACUGGGAGAGAGCAUCCCUGAGAACAGGCAGCCAGGCCAGGGCUGUCUUUACGCAAAGCCCACAGAAUGGCAGUGCCUACAUAGCUGCUGGAGGAUUCAGGAACAGCUCUUUGGUGGCAGAUGAAGAAUCACAAGAGUUUGAUGAUUUAAUAUUUGCUUUAAAAACCGGUGCUGGCCUCAACAUCAGUGACACUGAGUCCUGUCAUGGCAGCCACGAUGGAAGCACAAUAGUUAAUUCCCAAAUUGUUGAACUUAGAAGAAUACCUAUAGCAGACACUCAUCUCUAAUCGUUUUACUUUUUUAACAUGCUAUAUUCCAUUCUGUUUUUUAUACCUGUGUUUUCUUUGAACAACAACAACAAAAUCUCUCUAUAUAUAGCUAUGUAACAGAAUGCUGUGAAUUAUACGAUUGAAGAAUUAACAAGUUUUGUUUUUUAAAUGAAGGAAAUAACCUUGUAAUUUUUUACAGUAAGUAUCAAUAACUCAUGUUUAAACCAUUAAUUUAGAUUAACCUAUUCUAUCAAGUCAACUAAUUUUUAAAAAUUAACUCCUAUGUGUAUGUCUGUUUUAAUAAAAAUUGAUAUAGUCAAUCUGAUGGUGAUUGCGUGUUUAUCUGCGUGCAAUUGACCAGGAAAGAUACUAUGGUUAUUGACCUGCAAUUUAUUUUAUUCCCCUAGACAUUUUUCAAAGUGCACUGCCUAUUUUUUCUUUUUUCUUUUUUUUCCCUUUGGC